AUCCAGUUCGUUCAGUGCGACAUUGCUGUUGGGCCACGGUUUCAUGGGCAAUGGCAAGUCAUUGCUGCGAUCCAUGUGUCUUCUUUGCCUCGAAGAGAGGUUGUCAAAGCGGAGAUCGGUGCAACUUCUGCCACGUCCAUCGUUUCACGAAGCUUACGACGACGAGACAAAGGCGCGGCCCAAGAAGGACCGGCGGCAGCGAAUCGAGCGGCGCAUCUUCGAGCUGAUGGCCACUACGGACAGCAUGGAGAAACUGAUUGAAGGCUUACAGGAAGAAGCCCGCCGACAUCCGUACGAGCGAUUCGUGAUCAAAGGAGUCCUAGACCGGUGCCGACCAGUUCAAACAGUUUCAGGCGGAGUGGCUCUUCGCCUUUGAGAUCUGUUGUGAAAGGCGUAGUUUCAUGGACCAUGUCCGGUGCGGCAUGGAGUUCCUCAUGUCACAACCCCGGGGGUCCGAAAAAACAGGGAUGAU
Molecule: messenger RNA, 472 nt
Organism: Cladocopium goreaui
Lineage: Eukaryota; Dinophyceae; Suessiales; Symbiodiniaceae
Source: the annotation of a GenBank genome assembly